This is a messenger RNA of Penicillium roqueforti, 567 nucleotides long. Its product is annotated as GNAT family N-acetyltransferase. The record is from RefSeq and is a predicted model, not a curated record. The coding region runs from base 1 to 567 and encodes 188 amino acids. NCBI's taxonomy places the organism in Eukaryota, Fungi, Ascomycota, Eurotiomycetes, Eurotiales, Aspergillaceae. Gene Ontology annotation, molecular function: acyltransferase activity, transferring groups other than amino-acyl groups. The transcript has a single exon.
AUGUCCUCUACCCCGCCAACAAGUGUACUCCCACCUAAGACAUGGACACGAGAUACCAACCGCGAAUUCUUCAUCUCAACCGAUCCAAAGUUACUCUCUGUCAAAGCAGUCAAUGCCGCACUCAACAGAGACUUCAUUUACUGGGUCAACGAGCCCAUCCCAGAGAAGGUGCUGUGGCAGAUGCUCUACGGCUCCUUGUGCUUCGGCGUGUACAGGUGGACCCAACCUGUGAAUGAUGCUACCACCCCAUCUCCGGAGAACACUGAGCAGAUUGGGCUUUCUCAUACCAUCACAGAUGGUUGUACAUUUGCUUAUCUGUCGGAUACUUACGUUCUCCCUGAGUACCAAGGCCAAGGACUUGGGAAAUGGCUUAUCGGUUGUGUUGCGGAAACAUUUUCCAAGGAAAACAUGCCUUAUCUACGUCGGAUUAUGUUGAUGACGGAUGAUGAGCGCACGCAGGCUUUCUACGCGAAUAUUCUUGGUGUGAAAGUCAUUGGGCAUGAAGAACGAAAGGACAUGGGGAGGGAUUUGGUGUUUAUGUGUGCGAGACCGGGGGUAUCGGAUUGA